AUGGGUGCUGUUGGCCAGGGCUGGUGCAGCACCCUGACCCUGCGGCGCCUCAGCAGGCUCAUCAUCCGCAACGGGAACAACGUGGAGGCACCUCCGGUGUACGACUCCUACGAGGUGGAGUACCUGCCCAUCGAGGGGCUGCUCAGCACCGGGCGCCACUUCUUUGUGGAGCUCACCACCGACAGCAGCGGGGCCGCCGCAGGCAUGGCGCUGCGCUACGAGGCCUUCGAGCAGGGGCACUGCUACGAGCCCUUCGUCAAGUACGGGAACUUCACGGCCAGUGACCCCCAGUACCCCGUGGGCACCACAGUGGAGUUCAGCUGUGACCCUGGCUACACGCUGGAGCAAGGCUCCACCAUCAUCGAGUGCGUCGACCCCAGCGACCCGCAGUGGAACGAGACGGAGCCGGCGUGCCGCGCGGUGUGCAGCGGGGAGCUGACGGACGCAGCCGGCGUGGUGCUGUCGCCCAACUGGCCGGAGGCGUACGGCAAGGGCCAGGACUGCAUCUGGGGGCUGCACGUGGAGGAGGACAAGCGCGUCAUGCUGGAUGUCCGCGUGCUGCGGCUGGGCGCCGGGGACGUGCUCACCUUCUACGACGGCGACGACCUGACGGCGCGCAUCCUGGGCCAGUACACGGGCGCCCGCGGCCGCUUCAAGCUCUUCGCCUCCAGCGCCGAUGUCACCAUCCAGUUCCAGUCCGACCCCGGCGCCAGCGUCUUCGCCUACCGGCAGGGCUUCGUCAUCCACUUCUCUGAGGUGCCCCGCAACGACACGUGCCCCGAGCUGCCCGACAUCGCCAACGGCUGGAAGACGGCCUCGCAGCCCGAGCUGCUGCACGGCACCGUCGUCACCUUCCACUGCUACCCCGGCUUCGAGCUGGCCGGCACCGACCUGCUCAUGUGCCACUGGGACCUGACGUGGAGCGGCGACCUGCCCUCCUGCGAGCGGGUCACCACCUGCCGGGACCCCGGGGACGCCGAGCACAGCCGCAGGGUGGUCUCCAGCCCCAAAUUCCCGGUGGGGGCCACCGUGCGCUUCGUCUGCGACAAGGGCUACGUCCUGGCGGGCGCCGGGCUCCUCACCUGCCACGACCGCGCGUCGGGGGGACCCAAGUGGAGCGACCGCCUGCCCAAGUGCAUUCCGGAGGCGUACGAGCCCUGCCACAACCCCGGCGUGCCCGCGGGCGGGCGGCAGAGCCCCGAGCGGCGGCUGUACCCGGCGGGGGCCACGCUGCGCUUCUCCUGCGCCGCCGGCCGGGCGCUGCUGGGCGAGGGCAGCCUGCGCUGCCUGCCCGGGCACCCCUCGCGCUGGAGCGGCUCUCCUCCCAUCUGCAAGGCGGCCUCCUACGAUGAGUUUUACAGCAAUCGCAACCUGGACGCCGUGGCCAAGGCUGUGCCCUCGGGGCCGGCGCUGGAGGGCACCAACGUGGCCAUCGCCGUCUUCCUGCCCGUGCUGGUGGUGGCCCUGCUCAUCGGAGGCGUUUACCUCUACUUCUCCAAGCUCCAGGGGAAGCCGGCCCUGCAGCUGCCCCUCGCCGGCUCGCACCCCUACGACCACAUCACCGUGGAGUCGGCGUUCGACAACCCCACCUACGAGACCGGAGAGACGAGGGAAUACGAGGUGUCCAUCUAG
Messenger RNA from Cygnus atratus (black swan), 1632 nucleotides. It is a transcript of the gene SEZ6, whose product is annotated as seizure related 6 homolog. The record is from RefSeq and is a predicted model, not a curated record. The transcript is spliced from 11 exons. The coding region runs from base 1 to 1632 and encodes 543 amino acids. Gene Ontology annotation, biological process: regulation of dendrite development; synapse maturation. Gene Ontology annotation, cellular component: endoplasmic reticulum; dendritic spine; neuronal cell body. Lineage: Eukaryota; Metazoa; Chordata; Aves; Anseriformes; Anatidae.